Molecule: messenger RNA, 2514 nt
Organism: Penicillium nucicola
Lineage: Eukaryota; Fungi; Ascomycota; Eurotiomycetes; Eurotiales; Aspergillaceae
Product: chloride channel protein
Exons: 7
Coding region: 1-2514 (837 amino acids)
Biological process (GO): intracellular copper ion homeostasis; intracellular iron ion homeostasis; chloride transport
Cellular component (GO): Golgi apparatus; fungal-type vacuole; membrane
Molecular function (GO): voltage-gated chloride channel activity
Source: RefSeq, a predicted model, not a curated record
AUGACCUCAAUGCGCCCUUCUUCGACCGGUUCCCGGUCGGUUUCAGCCAACUCAGAGCGCCGCAGUUCGCGCAGGCCUUCAGCCCGCUCCGCUGCCUCUCCUAUCGGCCCCGAACCCGCUCCCGAACCCCAGGCCCCCGCGAUCACAGAAGAGAUCAGUGAGAUCAAGCGAUAUGAAGACUUUACCACUAUAGACUGGGUCCAAGAUGCCGUCUAUGAACAAUCGCGGCGGCGUGCUAAGCGGCGCAGCGGGACCAGGUUCUGGGAUCAGGAAGGCAUCCUUGGCUGGAGGCGGAAAGUUUAUGAAUCAUACGACGCAGGUCAGGCCUGGCUUGUUGUUACGCUCGUUGGUAUGGCCAUUGGAUUGAAUUCAGCUGUGCUCAAUAUUAUCACCGAAUGGCUCUCCGAUAUCAAAUUGGGUUGCCCUGAAUGGAAGCAUUGGACUUCAUUCUGGCUGUUCAACUAUGUCAUAUAUAUUUUUGGCGCCUUAAUGCUUUCAUCUAUUGCCGCAGUCCUGGUCAAGUCAUUUGCACCGUAUGCAGCAGGAUCUGGUAUUUCGGAGAUCAAAUGCAUCAUUGCUGGCUUUGUCAUGAAGGGGUUCCUCGGUGCUUGGACUCUACUGAUUAAGUCAAUUGCCCUACCGUUAGCCAUUGCAUCAGGACUUUCUGUAGGAAAGGAAGGGCCCAGUGUACAUUUUGCUGUGUGUACAGGAAACGUGAUAUCGCGCUUCUUUGGUAAAUACAAACAAAAUGCCUCGAAGACACGAGAAAUCUUAACUGCCUCAGCUGCAGCUGGUGUGGCUGUUGCUUUUGGAAGUCCGAUUGGAGGCGUGCUCUUCUCCCUGGAGGAAAUGGCCAAUUACUUCCCCCUUAAGACUCUUUGGCGGAGUUACUUCUGUGCUUUGGUAGCCACUAGUGUUCUGGCGGCUGUUAACCCAUUCCGAACGGGUCAGUUGGUCAUGUUCCAAGUGACCUAUGAUCGAACCUGGCAUUUCUUUGAACUGAUCUUCUUCGUUGGCCUGGGGGUCUUCGGUGGACUUUAUGGUGCAUUCGUUAUGAAAUGGAACCUUCGGGUUGCUGCAUUCCGCAAGAAAUAUCUUUCCCAAUGGCCUAUCACCGAAUCAGUGGUUCUUGCCGGACUAACCGCAGUACUGUGCUAUCCCAACACAUUCCUCAAGAUUAACAUGACCGAGAUGAUGGAGAUUUUGUUCCGUGAAUGUGAGGGUGCCCACGACUAUGAUGGACUUUGCGAAGCCAAAAACCGAUGGUCGAUGGUCUUGUCUCUAGCCAUUGCAACCGUUCUUCGCACAGGGUUGGUGAUUAUUUCCUAUGGAUGCAAAGUGCCAGCUGGUAUUUUCGUCCCUUCAAUGGCCGUCGGAGCAUCGUUUGGCCGCAUGGUGGGAAUCAUGGUGCAAGCACUACAUGAAUCAUUUCCGAAAUCUGCAUUCUUCGCCUCGUGCGAGCCGGACGUACCUUGCAUCACACCGGGAACAUACGCGUUCCUGGGCGCAGGUGCAGCCCUCAGUGGGAUUAUGCAUCUUACCAUCUCCGUUACGGUCAUAAUGUUCGAGUUGACUGGUGCGCUGACUUAUAUCCUGCCUACUAUGAUCGUGGUAGGAGUAACCAAAGCCGUCGGUGAUAGAUUCGGCAGCGGAGGUAUUGCCGACAGAAUGAUCUGGUUCAAUGGAUUCCCCUUCCUAGACAACAAAGAAGACCAUGUGUUCAACGUGCCUGUCUCCCACGCCAUGACCACAGACCCGCUCUCACUGCCGGAAUCAGACUUCCCAGUGCGUGAAGCAGAACAUCUUCUCAACGACAACAAGUUCCAAGGCUUCCCUGUCGUGGAAGACCGCACCAGCAAAACCCUUGUUGGGUAUAUCGGACGCACAGAGCUUCGAUAUGCCAUCGACCGUGCCCGCAGCCAUGGCAUGGUAGCUCCAAAUGCCCGCUGCGUAUUCACAAAGGAAGCAGCCGAAGCCGCCGUUGCACGAAGGGCCUCUGUACCUCACCACGCACGUUCAGACACAUUCGAUGCAAUCCAGCGCAGUGCAGGGGCCGCAUUUGUCGACUUCUCGCGGUAUGUCGACCACACCCCGUUGACCGUGCACCCGCGCCAUCCCCUCGAGACUGUCAUGGAGAUCUUCAAAAAGAUGGGACCACGAGUCAUUCUCGUCGAACACCGUGGUCGUCUGACCGGUCUCGUCACUGUAAAAGACUGUUUGAAAUAUCAAUUCAAGGUCGAAGCCGAAGAACAUACCCUCGCAGCCACGAGUUCGUCCGAAAACUCCGGAUUGGGCGGGCACCUGAACGCCCCUGCACCCGAAACACUGGACGAGCGUCUAUGGCGACUAAUCCAGACCGUUGCUAGCUUUGUAUCUGGCAGAGUGUCUCGCCGGCCGGUUCGGCUGCGUGAUCGGAAUCCACCACGACAGUCCGAGCCAUCAGGCAUCUUGGACGGUGCCGAUGAUGACGCCAUAGUCGAGUUAGAAGACAGAGAAGACCGACCGAUGAUAUGA